UGUGAGUGCCUGAGAGGUGGGGGAACCACUGUGUAUAAAUAUAGUGAGAGGAAAGGCACAGACAUAUCAGGAGAGGUCCGGACACUGGAGAACACUCAGAGCUGCCUCUUGUGGUCCCAGCAUAAUGAAGGCUCUUCUAUGGAGUAUGGUUUUAUUUUGCUUACUUUCACACGUGCUUUGUGACUGCCAGAAUGACUGUGUCACCUGCAACAAGCACAUGUAUCAACAGGACAACUUCAACACUCUGCUCUGCAUCGUGGAGUGUGAAGGAAAAAUCUACUCCAGUUCCAUGUGGGGCGUAUGCAAAACAGUCCUCAUAAAGUCCUCGAUACAGCUCAGCAUGGACAGUUUUGAGGAAGACUUCAAACCUUUCGAGGACAGACAGUUCCCCACCAAUUUCAAGCAUCUGAACGACCUCACCAAAAUGGUUGACUUGAGUAAGAUUAAGGAUGAAAAGAGAUUGUCCAAAAUUAGUAAUUUGAUCCGCGAGCAAGAAGAAGACACCAGCAUGGGAGGUGGAGAAACUGCGCUCGGGAUGACCACCGGACCUGACGAAUUUGUAGACUUGCAAAAUCCAUCGAAUGCCAUGUCUAAACGCUUUGGGGGGUUCGUCAAGGGAAAAUACAGCUAUAGGAAAUUCAUGGGCCCAUCGAAAGACCUUCAGAAGCGCUACGGUGGCUUCAUAGGUGUUCGAAAAUCAGCCAGGAAAUGGAACAACCAGAAAAGGUUUAGUGAGUUUCUGCGGCAGUACUUGGGGAUGACCACACGUUCGGCUGAAUAUGACAGUUUUACUAAUGAUAUGAACGAACUGGAUGAGCAAAAUGAGAUCUGAGACUUGUCGAAUGAUGCACAUAGUUGAUUUAGAACUACGAAGGCACAAAGUCAACGUCCACCUUAGAGUAUAAUUUAAGAAGCCCUCACCAAUGUCAUUGGUAUUUUGGAACCAUGCCUAGUGGAUGUACGCAGUACAGCUCGAAUCAUUAUCUUAAAAUAGAUGACAUCUUGGUGAAUAUUUGGCAAAACUGGGAAGUAAAGAAGGGUGGUAUUAAGAAGUAAAAGAAACAAUUAAAUCUGCUGUUUUAAUGUAUGAUCCAAUACCCUUUUCCUUAUAUUUUGUAAAUAUAUGACACGUAUGCUACAUGCAAUAGGGUUUGACAUUGUCAUUUGAAAUCUGAGUUGCAAUUUCAACUGGCCUAUAGUAAUUAAACAUUUACUUGAUAUUUAUAUUGGCUUUAUCAGGGGAGCAGGUGUCCAUCAUCUCCAAUUUUCUUUUAGAAAUGAGUGAAAAUCUCCAAUGGGGACACAGACAGCAAUAAAUCGCCAACAGGGGUUUCUAAAACCUCCCCACUGUACUAAAUAGAAGUGUUUAUUAUUGAUGUCUGUGGCCCUUCUUGGCGAUGACCUUUUCAUUGGCAUGGGAAUCUCCCCAUGGGCACCACAGAGACCGGUAAAACUUGACAGAGCUUCAAUUCUUUCCUUAAUCUAUCAAAAAUCAAACAAUGUUUUGGCUUGAGAUACACUUAAAGAAGACUUAUCAUAUUAAAAUAUUCAUCAGCCAAUUUGAUGCACCUUAUAGAAUA
Molecule: messenger RNA, 1580 nt
Organism: Rana temporaria (common frog)
Lineage: Eukaryota; Metazoa; Chordata; Amphibia; Anura; Ranidae
Gene: PNOC
Product: prepronociceptin
Exons: 3
Coding region: 125-832 (235 amino acids)
Biological process (GO): sensory perception; neuropeptide signaling pathway; chemical synaptic transmission
Cellular component (GO): dendrite; axon terminus; plasma membrane
Molecular function (GO): opioid receptor binding
Source: RefSeq, a predicted model, not a curated record